Messenger RNA from Oncorhynchus nerka (sockeye salmon), 3860 nucleotides. It is a transcript of the gene mafba, whose product is annotated as MAF bZIP transcription factor Ba. The coding region runs from base 442 to 1653 and encodes 403 amino acids. The transcript has a single exon. Gene Ontology annotation, molecular function: DNA-binding transcription factor activity, RNA polymerase II-specific; RNA polymerase II cis-regulatory region sequence-specific DNA binding. Gene Ontology annotation, biological process: regulation of transcription by RNA polymerase II. Gene Ontology annotation, cellular component: nucleus. Lineage: Eukaryota; Metazoa; Chordata; Actinopteri; Salmoniformes; Salmonidae. The record is from RefSeq and is a predicted model, not a curated record.
UACUCGAGACUGAGUGUGUCAGGAAGGAAAGGAGAGCUCAAAUCUCUGCGGUGCAGAGCUGGAAGGCUGCUUCUCCAAGCAAAAAAACAGACUCCAUAGUCUCAGCUACUUCUUCUUUUCCUGGCGAAAACAAGGACUAUACCUUAUAUCUACAACGUUGACGAGGACAGGACAGGAGCCUGCGUCAACGACAACUCGGUAUUAUUUUUAUUUAUGUUUUUAUUUUUUAAGUUCAUUUGUUCUGAAAGGACUGACGGUUUACUUUUGCACUGAGACAAAAUUAUUUCUACAUCUACUUCUCGUCUGUUGACCAGAGCCAGCUAGCAGAAAGAAGUAGGCUACAUGACGAAAAUUCCCAUGUCGUUUGCAGUGCACUAAGUCUCAAAGUUUGUUCCACUUGUUUUUAGUUUUCUACUUUUUUACCUCUCCGGACGGUGUUACAUGCAACAGUACACGAGUCUGCAGCAUUGGAGCAGUAGGAAAAACUACUGCAUGAGACAAGCGAUUGGAGAAGAGACGCUUAUUAUUAACAAGUCUGUUUUCGCGACGCUGGCAACCACCUUCACCCAUCUGCAUCAGAGUCGCGGCAGCACCAUGAGCGCAGAGCUGAGCAUGGGCCCUGAGCUCCCCAACAGCCCUCUGGCUCUGGAAUACGUCAACGACUUUGACCUAAUGAAGUUCGACGUGAAGAAAGAAGGUCUGGCCGGGCUGGAACGCGCCGGGGUGCGCCAGUGCACUAGGCUCCAGCCCCAGGGCUCUGUGUCCUCCACCCCGAUCAGCACACCAUGUAGCUCGGUACCCUCCUCGCCCAGCUUCAGCCCCACAGAGCAGAAGAACCAUCUGGAGGAGCUGUACUGGAUGCCCAACGGCGGGUACCACCAGCAGAUCGAUCCACAGACGCUCAGCCUGACCCCGGAGGACGCAGUGGAGGCCCUGAUCGGAGCCACGGCCCACGGCCACCCCCCACCCCAGCACGUCCAGCAGCAGCUGCAGCAGGGCGCCUUCGAUGGCUACAGAGGCCCUCACCAACACCACAACCAUCAUGGCCAUCCCCAGCAGCACCAUCAUCCCUAUGGGGGCGGCAUCCCACACCACCCUGAUGACCUUUCUGGACACCCGGGGGGGCUCAGCCACCCCCACACCCAGCACCACCACCACCACCACAGCCAGGACCCAGACAGCCCGUCCCCCGUCUCUCCAGACUCCCACCAAGCCCUCCACCACCACCGCCACCAUCACCACCACGGCCACUCGGGCCAGGGGCACCAUGGCUCAGGCAAUGUGGAGGACCGCUUCUCUGACGACCAGCUGGUGUCCAUGUCUGUGAGGGAGCUGAACAGACACCUGCGGGGAUUCACCAAGGACGAUGUCAUCCGCCUCAAGCAGAAGAGGCGGACCCUGAAGAACCGGGGCUACGCACAGUCAUGCCGUUACAAGCGGGUGCAGCAGAAGCACGUGCUGGAGAAUGAGAAGACUCAUCUGAUAGACCAGGUGGAGGCGCUCAAGGCGGAGAUCAACCGGCUGGCACGCGAGAGAGACGCCUACAAACUCAAGUGUGAGAAACUGACGGGAACGGGAGCGAAUAACGGGAUCCGCGAGGCUGGGUCUAGGCCUACUAGUGACAACCCGUCAUCCCCAGAGUUUUUCAUGUGAGUUGUUAUUAUAGCUCUAUUGACUCACCCCUACCCCACCACCAACUGAUGCUAAUGAACAAACAAUAAUAAGCAAAUACCCCUUCAUAUUUACUGUACUAAUGACAGUCAACAACUAUAUUCAUAUUAGAAGAAUAAUCCAUAAAAUAAUAUUCUCAUAUCUAACCAUCUCUCUCGAUCCACGUGACAACUGAGAUACAAAGAACAAGGUAGAAUGUUGGGUCAACGCCGCGCAUCUUUGUAGAUUAGUUGCUUGUAGUGAAUAUACUUUUUUCAACUUCCUGAGAGAAGAGAGAAGCGGCGGGUGAACUUUCCUCUUUUUAGGCUAUACUGCUUUUACUGUGUCUGUUAGUGGGAUGACCGCCCGACCUGGGCCUACACAACAAGCAACGCAGAGAGAAGCGGCGGGUGAACUUUCCUCUUUUUAGGCUAUACUGCUUUUACUGUGUCUGUUAGUGGGAUGACCGCCCGACCUGGGCCUACACAACAAACAACGCAGAGAGAAACGGUUUGACUCACAUUCGACACUGGGCCUGAAAAAGAGAGUUGCUAAACAAGACUCCACAUUAUGCAAACUUUACUUCUGUCUACUUACAUGUUAUGCAACAUCUCAUUUGUUUAUUGCCUGCUUGGUUAUAUUCGAAUAUAUAUUAAAACAAAACUCUGCAUUAAAAUAUUAAUCCUGCAUGCUGGACAUGUACGGUAAUAAUUUCUAUUUUGUACUUUCUUUUUGUUUCUCGUGUAUCUUAAGAGCAUGUCGUUGAUCUGCGCUUCUCCAUAGUGUUGUGGGGUUUAGAGGAAUGGAAUGAGGACAGUAGGCCUUCUGUAGCCUUGUAAAUAUUACGCAACCGCAAAACUGCACACCAAGAUCGAGGAGGCUGGUUUUUAACUUCUUUCUUUCUUUGAGUUGUGUUUUAUUAUUUUUUCUUGUUGUUUGAUUUUCAUUUUGUGGGUAUUGAUUCAGAGAUAUGGGCAUUUUGCAGUUGCAUUUAAAGACAACAAACUUUGUAUAUUAAGUGCACUUUUUGGAUAGCCUAAUGAUUUGUUUUUCGUUUUCAUUUUGAGUUUUGUACAGACCCCCUUGAAGGAAGACAUACUAUUAUUCUAUAAUAAUAAUAAUAAUAAUAAGACAAGAUAGAUGCAAGCUUAAUAAUAACCUUAUGACACAAUGGGAUAAUAGUGCGAAGCUGUCAAAACAAACGCAUAGCUAGAAUAUUAGCAGAUGAGUGAUGGUUCUUUGCGCACCACAUUUACGCACCAUGCAUAACUUUGUGUUCUACUCCUAGGAUGCAUAUAGGCUAUAGUAUAUUAAAAAAAAACUGUUAUAAAUGUUAUUACAUUUCAUUUCCGUCUGGUGCUGUAGUCAGCAGAGGUUUUCUUAGCCAGAAAUGCCAUUAUGUUAACUAUUGCGUAACCCUAACCCCAUUAUAUAAUGUGAAGAACAGGAUAGUCACAUCAUUUCUCAACUUGAUUAAUGUAUUUUAUUGGGUGCAGCUGCAUCGCAUUAACAGUGAUAUACUAUAUAUUUUGUACUCUUCCUCGGCAAUAUCAAGCAUUAUUUUUAAACAUGUUCAACAACGUUAACCAUUUCAGGGGUUUUAUGUACAAUUAACAAGUAUUUAGAUUGCGCAUGCGUUUCAAAAUACGAAGUUUAAAUAUAUUAAUGCUAUAUGUUUUCCUGAUUAUUAUUUUUUUUGCUGCCGGUCAGUAAAAAUAAAGGAUUCAGGUUGUGCAAAAUCUCGAAAUGAAAACUGUUGUGUAUGUUAUGUUAUAUGAUAUUAUGUUUUCGUCUGUAUUAUUAUUUGGUGAUUCUGGUUCUGCUGGCCAGAUGCAUAUUAAAGUUUUUAUUUUAAUGAUUUAAAUUAACAAACUGUCAGAUCAUAUUGAAUAAGCAUGGUGCUUGCAUUUAAAAAACUAUUGUUGAAAAGUCAUGCAUUUAACAAUCUCUUGGUUUGUUACUGAUUCAACUGUGUUGAAAUCAAAUUGAAACUGCAGCAGCGGGUUGUUGUUUUGUUUUUAAUUUCAUGUAUUUUGCGAUGAUGAUGGGGAUCAAUUUUCAAUCCUGUUUAUAUAAAUAAGAUACAAAAAAAUAUCUUAAAUUUGAACUGUUAUAGUUCCAUUCAGGCUGGUUUCUGUUUCGUCUUAUUUUUUGUUGUUGUUGGAAGAAAUGGUUUCCUAUUUUGCUUAUUAAAGUCAUUGAAAUGGCAA